This is a messenger RNA of Magallana angulata, 3574 nucleotides long. RefSeq names its product complexin-like. Gene Ontology annotation, biological process: synaptic vesicle exocytosis; neurotransmitter transport; regulation of neurotransmitter secretion. Gene Ontology annotation, molecular function: syntaxin binding. Bases 517 to 954 code for a protein of 145 amino acids. The record is from RefSeq and is a predicted model, not a curated record. Gene Ontology annotation, cellular component: terminal bouton; SNARE complex. The transcript is spliced from 8 exons. Lineage: Eukaryota; Metazoa; Mollusca; Bivalvia; Ostreida; Ostreidae.
UCAAGUCUUCUUUUAGUUUCGCAGUAGAAUUUCCUGUGUGAUUAUAGAAUCUCAAAUUUAAUUGAUCCGAGCUGUUUACUUUUUUCUUUGCUGUCAUUUACAUCAAUGCACCAAAACAACAGAGAUCACCAUUACAUGUACAUCAAAGAUAAUAUAAUGAAGUACCAAGUUUUGAUGCUGUAAUCCAAAAUCAGAGAUUCGCUAGCUGCUGAUGUUCAAAGGAGAUUCAACAGGAGUAGCCGUGUUGCCAUAGAGAAGAGCAGAGCAACGGACCUAAAAUGGCAGCAUUUAUUGCUAAGCAGAUGGUUGGCAACCAGUUAAAGUCAGUUAAAGUGAAUUUCUUUGCCUGAGAUUGUACACAUGAGAACCAACCAAAAAAAUAAAUACCAUCAUAAUUAUAGUGGAAAAUUCAGUCAAUUGUUUCAAAAGCCACAUCAAAAACAGCUUUACCAGAAGAUAGAAUUCUGUGAACUACAUAAUUAUACUGAACAACUUGAGCCAUAACAAGAAAAAGAUAUGUGGUCCCAAGUAACUGGUGCCAUAGGUGGAGGGGACAAGGAGGGGGAGGGGGAGAACAAGGAAGAUGCUGGGGGAGGAGGGGAGGAUCCAGAGGUGGAGGAAAUGCGGAGAGAGGCCGAGAGGAAGCGCAAGGAGAAGCACGAAAAGGCAGAGGCCGAACGCGAAGAACUACGGCAGUCUAUCCGAGAUAAGUAUGGAUUGAAGAAGAAAGUUCCCGAGGAGGAGAACAUGAUGAUGAACAAUGACGACGGAGGAAGGGUGGGGAGGAAGAAGAAGACGCCGGCCGAACUGGCGGCCGAAGCCAACGCAGACUCGGACGACGACGAGUUUACAAUGCCAAAAAAUAUGGAUGAACUGAAAAACAAAGUGCAGGACAUUCCACAAAAACUGGCGCAAAGUGUUGGUGAAGUGACUGAAAAGUGUUCUCUGCAGUAAAUAAUACUGUUGAUUGGUUCAUGUAAGUCACAUGACGUUAUAUUGAUGAUUUGGUUGGUCUGUUGUUGCGGUCACUUAAAGCACUGAAAUUCUGAAUCCACUCUGUUUGGUUCUAUAGGAUCACUUGUUUAUUUUCUGUAGACAUUGCUUGUUUUGAAGAUGUUGUGUGUAUAUAAUCCUAAUGCAUGGAGUAUGUGUUCAUAGAAGUAGAGUAGCUGUAUUGGUUGGUUUCUAUAGUUUCGAACCACGCACCAUUAUUCACGUUUUGUUUGCCACCUUUCCAUUUCUUUUGGACGGGAGCAUUCCGUUUUCUCUUGUUCUUUGUCUUGGUCAUAAUGUUUAAUGCAUUCAAACAUAAAUUGAAAUAAGGUUAACAAUAAGUUCCCUUUACUAGCUGUUAUAUCGGAUGAAUUUGUACUGUAAAGAAUUUCUCUAACAAUGUAUUCUAAAGCUACGACGUUGAUGCCUGGAUUUUUCUAUAAACACCGUCUUGUUCAACAUGCAUCUAUGGCAACAAGAUUCCUUCCCUUUUUAGCGUGAUUCCUUAACUGUUCUGUGGGCUUGUAAACUGGUAAAUGAGGCAAAUAUCUAUCAACUCAUAUAAUAUGAAACAUCUACAGCAAAUAUCAACAUCGAAGUAUGUUUAAUUUUAAGUUGAUAUGGUGCAGACAUCUUAUGGAUUGUUGCACUUUCUCCUUUUUAUAUUUGGAGCGUUUCCUUGCAUGGCUGUGCCCGUCUUUGUGGAAUGAUCUAGCAAAAUAAAAAUGGCGAUCCAUUAGAACAAAGAGGUUCUUCAAUUUUGUUUAACCCACCUGUGCUUUUUCUAAUACAGAUUCUUCCAAGAUCGUGUGUGACAUAGUACUCCAUAUUGGGAAAUUCCGCAAUAUGGCGGCAGCACGUGUGUGACAGUAUAUCAUAUGCAUUAUGCUUUGGCAGAGCAAUCCAUAUUAAUAGUGUGUCAGGUGUAUAUAAUGUACUUUAGUAUGCAAUACAGAUUGUAAAUAUGUUGUCUUAAACAGUAGAUGUAGGAGCGCACAACUCAAAGGGCAAAAACUAUACAUUUAUAUAAAAGAAAUUUUAGAAGCAGUAUUUGUUAAGUUUAAACUAUUUUUUUACUAUAACGCUAACGCCCAUUGUACGUAUAUCGCGGUGCACUUUCUGCGUUUGACUAUUAACUUGUUUUAGAUACCAGCAAUGAUCCUUUCUGUCCAUUCGUUGUUAAACAGAUUUUUCAUCUAUUUACUUUCGUUUUUUGGUAAGUCUGUUCCUUCUAAUUGUGCAGAUUUUUUCACAAUUUUGUCAUUUUGCAAACAUUUUUUGAACAUAGCAUUAACUAUAAGUAUUGUUAUUAUUUUUUUAAUCAAUCAUUUUUUUUAUUUUGAUUUGUUUAUGAUGAUUAUACAUGUGAUAUUGUUUGCACUACAUUCCAAUGUUUUUUCUUCUUUUUUCUUGGUCCACAUAUAUUUAUAUUCAAAUUCCGUAUAAUAUCAAAAUACUUGACCAAUUUUCAUUGCAAAUAGAGUCAAAUUUCUUUUGUUAAUAAAUCGGCUCUGAAUUACUUAACAGAAAUCUUAAUGUAUCUUUAAAAACGGCAUAUUUGCUGGAAUAAAAUCCUUACAUCUUUGAUGUACACGUCGUUCAUGUUUUGUCAGGAUUAGAAAUCGUUCCGUUUAUUAAGACUUGAGAAGUUCCAAUUUAUGUUGUGACCAUAGAUCUCAGGACACGCUUUUUUCAUGAAACGUUUUAAACUUUUUCUUUGUUUUCAUGACAUUUUAUUGAUAUUCUAUUGUAACAGCAUAAUAAAUGGUUUUGUUUGUUUUUGACAUGUUUGUUAUAUUUUGUUUUGUUGUGAAAUUGUUAUUUUGUAAAUUAUGUUCGAUGUUAACAUAUUUUUUUCUUAAGAUGGCAUCAAUUUUGGGGAUUUCUUUAAGACUUGUGUGCAUUAAAACUUAAUUACCAACACUGUUUAUCUAGUACUUUGUAUUUAUGCCCUAUUCCGUUAUUUGUAAAAAAAAAAAAAAAAGACAACUCUUUAAAAUCUAAUUGAGAGCAUGGUUACUUAUCGUUUAAGGUUCUGCUUUUAUCGUAAAUGAAUUGCAAAAUUUCAAAUGAAGGUAUGUUUAUGAAUAUGUUUACGUUGUUAACCCUGUGACAAAGGUGAUUAACAUAAAUUAUUUAAAUUUCGGGCGUUAUGCAAUGCAUAUUCAACAUCAGACAUUGUUCUGAAUUGCAAUACAUGUGACUAUAUAUUGAUUAGAUACUCCUCUCACAAUACCACCAAUUUGUAAUGACAUUACAUGUACCAAAUGCAGUUAUCAAGUUAGCUUAUAUUAUGUAUUGUGAUAUGGUUCUCGUAUUGUUUGAAGACAUUAUAUAAAGCAUAUGCCAUUUAUGUAUGACAUAGAUUUUGCUGUAAUGACUUACCUUUACCUGAACCGAUGCAUGAGUUUGAUCUGUGUAUUAGUGAAUGGAGCCUGUUAGCAGCCGCUUCUGGUUGAGUUUUUGUAGAGCCUAGGCUGUUUAGCAGAUAAUAUGUCUAUAAUGUAUAGUUGUUCUGUAAGGAUUUUUCCAAACAAUCAGUAGAAAGUUGUUAUUGAUGAAUUAAAUAAUUCAACAAAAA